AUGAAGGUCCUGCGCAGUUUGUUGUACGCGGCGUUGCUAGCCGGUGGGGUGUUGGGCAAGGAAUUGACCGAGCCGGGGCAGAUCGAACAGGAAAUUGAAUUGAAAGAACUCCAGCGCAUCCUCUGGAACUUUAACAAGAUCGCCCGCGACAAUGGCGGGAACCGGGCCUACGGCCUGCCCGGGUACAACGCCUCCAUGGACUUUGUCCUGGAGCGCGUGCAGAAGCGUUUUGGCAAGCACAUGAAUACGUACGUUCAGGGCUUCACGCAUCUCUUCGAGACGACCCGCAACAUUACACUCAAGGGCCCGGACGGCAAGGAGGCCGUCGUCGUCGGCCUCAUGUACAACACGGCCACGCCACUACCGGGGGGCGUCAGCGCGCCGCUCGUCAACACCCCCGUCGACGACACCCGCGGCUCUGCCUGCUUCGAGGACCAGUGGAAGGGUCUCGACGUCGCGGGCAAGAUCGCCCUCAUCAAGCGCGGCGUCUGCCCCGUAGCCGACAAGCUCAAGCUCGCCAAGGCGGGCGGCGCGCUGGCCGCCGUCCUGUAUAACCAGGCCUCGGGUGAGAUCCCUGGCGCGACGCUGAGCGCCGAGAACAUCGGCAAGCUCGUGCCCGUCGGUGUCACGACCUUGGAGAAUGGCGAGGCGUGGAGCAAGCGCGUCGCCGCCGGUGAGAGGCUCACGGUCACGCUCGUUGUCGACGCCGUCACGGAGACGAGGCCCAGCUGGAACAUCAUCUCGGAGACCAAGGAGGGCGACCCGAGCAACGUCGUCAUGCUGGGUGCCCACCUGGACGGCGUGCAGGCCGGGCCCGGCAUCAACGACGACGGCAGCGGCUCGGCCGCGCUGCUCGUUAUCAUGGAGGAGUUUACGAAGUACAAGGGCUUCAAGAACAAGAUCCGCUUUGCCUGGUGGGGGGCCGAGGAGAGCGGCUUGGUCGGCUCUCUCUACUAUGCGUCUCAGCUCCCGGAGGAAGAGGCAGACAGGAUCAAGUUCUACUUCAACUACGACAUGAUUGCCAGCAACAUUCCCCAGUACGCCGUCUACGCCGACAACGACGCCCACAUGUACGGCGCCACGCCCCUGUACGACUACCUCAAGGCCGAUGAAAGGCCGGCCGCGUACAGCAAGUUUGGCUCUUCGUCCGACUACGUCGGCUUCCUGAAGCUCGGGAUCCCCAGCAGCGGCAUCUUCACCGGCGCCGGCAUGCCGUGGGAUCACUGCUAUCACAAGGCCUGCGAUGACUUGCAGAACAUCAACUGGGACACCCUCAUGGUCAACACCAAGGCCGCCGCGCACGUGGCCGCCAAGUUCGCCAUCAGCCUCCAGGGCGUCCCGUCCAGGAACAAGACGUCUGCGAACCCCAAGUCCCGACGCGAGGUGCGGAGGAGCUUCGAUGAGUGGUCGACCACGGCUAGGAUCAUUGAGAAGACGCACAAUUGCGGCACCGGAAGCAGUGUGGUGUAAAGCGUGCGCGCGGAUGCAGAAGGGUGCGACCAGAUGUUGAGGGAGCACCAGACAUCAUCUCUUGCCGCACAUGGGGAUACGAAGACAUGACAGUCCACGGCGUAUGUAGACAGUAACAAAAGUCAGUUCUCAAGGGGAGGGGGUGUCACGGUGGGAGAUGUGCGUCAGAUAGGUCAG
Purpureocillium takamizusanense is the source of this 1647-nucleotide messenger RNA. RefSeq lists its product as uncharacterized. The transcript is spliced from 4 exons. Lineage: Eukaryota; Fungi; Ascomycota; Sordariomycetes; Hypocreales; Ophiocordycipitaceae. Gene Ontology annotation, biological process: proteolysis. Bases 1 to 1470 code for a protein of 489 amino acids. The record is from RefSeq and is a predicted model, not a curated record. Gene Ontology annotation, molecular function: metalloexopeptidase activity.